Messenger RNA from Closterium sp. Naga37s-1, 2908 nucleotides. NCBI's taxonomy places the organism in Eukaryota, Viridiplantae, Streptophyta, Zygnematophyceae, Desmidiales, Closteriaceae. The record is from the annotation of a GenBank genome assembly.
CGUGGUGGCGUUUGUGGGAAAAGGACAUCAGAGCCUGGUGGGAUUCAACGGCGUCUUGGGGGCGGCGUGCUUUGUCUCCACUGUGGUGGCUGGCUCCGUUUGUCUCGUGGCGGCCAGCAAGGCUCCGAGGGUCCAGUUGCACCGAUCGUCCUUUAUACGAGACCUGACCUUCUUCCUCCUUGCUGUCUUGGCCCUGUGUGUGCUGGUGUGGCAGCGCGCGGUGCACCUACACCACGCACUGCUCUUCUUCUCCAUCUACCCCGCCUACUGCAUCGCUGUCGCGCUCUACCACUGCAUGCCAACACCCGAGGCACACACCCCCAGGUUCCAGAUACAUCCCUUCAUUCGCUCAGUGUCCCAAGCAACGAUACCCCACUGGCUGUGGACGCACGAACGCUCGCUCUUCCACUCGCGCCUACACACCCACCACUACCUUCACACCAACAACUAUCUCCCCCUCCCCUUCAUCUUCUCCCGGGAGAAUUCGGCCAAUAGCGACGCGCCACCUGGGCACGUUGAGGCUGAGGACGUGACAGCUGGCAGCGGCAGCUGCUCUGUGGUGCUGCCACCCCGCCUACUGUCCCCCCCGCUGUCCUCCUCCCCGUCCCACACCGCUCCUCCCGUGCUUCACUCUGCUGCCUCUGCUGAUUUUUCCGGUGCUGAUGAUGCAUAUUCUGCUGCUGCUGCUGGUAGUGCUGGUGGUGUGGCUGGUGCUGCUACUGCUGAUGGUGUGCCUGCGGGUGGUGCCGCUCGUGGUACUGGUAACCGCAUGGCGGCGAGUGUAACAGGCGAGCUGAGAGAACCACUGUGGGGCUAUGACGAGGAAAUGGAAGACCCAGAGCUGCGCCCCUGGACCUUUGCCGGUUUCUGCGAGUACUUCAUAAAGUUCCCGCUCACGCUGCCCCUCCUCUGCUCCAUCCCCGUCCACCACAAAGACGAGUGGUCCAAACCCUUCGCAGUCCUCUCCUCCCUCCUCUCCCCCCUCCUUUUCACCACCUUUGUCCUGGGUGCCGAUUCCGAUCGACUUGAAUUUAUCCUCGCUGCUUCCCUCGGGGUUUUCCUCGCCUGCCUCACUUACUACACUACGGAAGAGGAAUCCCCACCGCAGUCCUUUCUACCCUCUUUACUCUGGCAAGUGCUAGUGCGUUUCUUUGGCUUCGCAGACGAGAAGGACGAGUGGGUAUCAGCUCGCCUCUCCGUGCGCCCGCGCUCCUUCCCUCUCUCCCCUUCAACCACCCUCUCCUCCCCCGCCCUCUCUCCCCCUUAUGCAGCAAGUGCUAUGCGUUUCUUUGGCUUCGCAGAGGAGGAGGACGAGUGGGUAUCAGCUCGCCUCUCCGUGCGCCCGCGCUCCCUCCCUCUCUCCCCUGCGAGGGCUCCGAGUGUGUUGCCGUGCUGCCUGCCUUGGGACGGGCUGCCUGUUACUCACUCCCUGUCUGCUACUGCCCAAGACCCACUGCUGCUUCCCCACUGCUUGUUUCCCAUUCCCUCCCCCUCCCCGCACAUGCACAUAGCAAGUGCUGGUGCGGUUCAUCGGCAAGUGUUGGUGCGUUUCUUCGGCUUUGCAGACGAAGAAGACGAGUGGGUCUCAGCCCGCCUCUCCGUGCGCCCGCGCUCCCUCCCCUGCGAGGGCUCCGAGUGUGUUGCCGUGCUGCCUGGGGACGUCGUUCUCUGCUUCCAGGAAGCUUCCGACCAGGCGCUUUAUUUUGAUGCUGACGUGCGGGACGUGCAGAGGAGGCGGCAUGAUGUGAGGGGGUGCAGAUGCCGGUUCUGGGUGCGAUAUCGGCACGACAACACCGAGGUGAGUGUGGUAUACAAUAAGAGAGGCCAUACUGCUAGUCAUGUGAGUGCGGACGUGCGGGACGUGCAGAGGAGAAGGCAUGAUGUGAGGGGGUGUCGGUGCCGGUUCUGGGUGCGAUACCGGCACGACAACACCGAGGUGAGACGGAUAUGGCAUGGCACCAGUGGGUCCGACCAGGCGCUGUAUUUCGAUGCUGAUGUGCGGGACGUGCAGAGGAGGCUGCAUGACGUGAGGGGGUGCCGGUGCCGGUUCUGGGUGCGAUACCGGCACGACAAUACAGAGUGUGUGAGGGAUGUGCAGAGGAGGCGGCAUGAUGUGAGGGGGUGUUGGUGCCGGUUCUGGGUGCGGUACCGGCACGGCAUUACAGAGGUGAGAUGGGUAUUCACUAACAGAGGCCAUACUGCUACUCAUGUGAGUGCUGACGUGCGGGACGUGCAGAGGAGGAGGCAUGAUGUGAGGGGGUGCAGAUGCCCGUUCUGGGUGCGAUACCGGCACGACAACACCGAGAGGACAGGGCACGAUGUGAGAGGGUGCAGGUGCUGGUUUUGGGUGCGAUACCGCCACGACAAUACCGAGGUGAGAUGGAAGGUUGGACACGUGAGCUGCUACUGCGGGGAGUGGGGGAGUGCGGGACGUGCAGAGGAGAAGGCGGGCCGCGAGACUGCUACUCAUGUGAGUGGAGACAUGAGGGAUGUGCAGAGAAGGAGGCACGAUGUGAGGGGGUGUUGGUGCCGGUUCUGGGUGCGGUAUCGGCACAACAACACCGAGGUGCCGGUUGUGGGUGCGCUACCGGCACGACAACACCGAGGAGGUGGUGCCUCUGCGCAAGAUCUGCCCAAGGCCCGAGACAGAGAGGCAGUACCCUUUGCGCAAGAUCUGGCGAAGGCCGAGACAGAGUACAGAAUGAAGGCAGUACAGCAUAAGAACUCACCCCUCUUGCCUUUCCACCCUCCACCCACCUGCUCCCCCCAUCAGGAGGUGGUACCUUUGAGAAAGAUUUGCCGAAGGCCCGAAACAGAGUAUAGAGUGAAGGCAGCAGAGCAGGUGGCUAAGGCGGUGGGAGGAGGGGAGGGGAAGAAGGCGAGCGUGAAGCAGAGUAAAGGGAAUUAA